CAUCAUCUCCUCCCUUUAUCCUGCCUGAUCUUCCUCUUUCUUGGUUCACCUUCUUAAGGGCUAAAAGCCGGAUGAAAUGUCUCUCUCUUUUGCCUCUUUAAACUAACGGUUCUCUUUCUUUCUCUCCUUCCAAACUAGGAAGAUAAUGAUGUAGGACUUACCUUUUUAUCAUCAUUUUAAGACCAAGUUCAAGUUUAAACCACCUCUUGAUUCCCCUCUCACCCUCUCUCUUAAAUCAGUCAACAAACUGUUUACCUGAACCAUUAACCGAAAAUAUCUUUCUCCUUCAUCUUUGGUGAUUCACUUUGUUUCAUCUUUUCUUCAUCGUCCUCACCAUUUCUAAUCUUAGUUGGUUCCAAUAAAGGUUAUCCUCUAGUUUGGGUGAUUAACACUAGUGAAGUUAAACAAUUUUGUUUUCAAUUGUGAUUUAAUCCAACAAUGAAUUUUCACAUAACCAAGAUAUUUGUUUUACUCAUCUUUCUGGUACCAUUGAUAUCAGCCCAAUAUGAAGAUGAUGGCUACUACCCAACAUCCAAAUGGUACAUGCGAGCUCCUAAAUCGAUAAGUGGACUUUUCCGUCGACUAUUGGGUCGUCGUAAGAAUACAAUUAGAACGGGUUUCCAAGGAACAGCAAUUGCUAAUGGACCUUAUUCAAGUCAACCUUCUUCAUAUUAUUCAUCCUUUUUCUCGAACCCAUUCUCAUCUGGAUCACCCAAUUCUGGUGGAUCAAACUAUCCUGGUCCACAAAACCAAGGAUCUUCUGGAUUAUCUGGUUUCUCAUCAAACCUUUGGUCACCUUCCUUGAGCAGUUACACCAAUGUUGUCGGUGGAAUGGGUUCAGUUCCCUCUGCCGGUACAAAUUAUCCAACCUAUUCACCACCCGCUUCUGGCCCUGGAUCUGGUAAUCCAGCCAACCUUGAUUUCCACGCUGUCCUCGAUCAAUUUGUCCGAUCAGCUGGCCUUUCACCAACCGGUGAUCAAGAUACUUCAGCAUCAACCAUCCAAUCUAAAGGAGACUCACCAGUUUUCAGUUUCAAGAAGCUCUACUCGUUCCCAUUCUAUCUCUCAACUGAUCAACAACAACCUACUGAUCAAGGAUUUAAUUUACAAAUUCCUUACAUGAGGAAACACAUUAGACGAGCUCUUCAUGAAAGUCCAUUCAAGAAUCCUAAAUUCUUUGUCGACAAACAAUCAAUUCAAAAUUGGUUGCACCCAAAAAAUUGGUAUCACGGUCAACAAGCUCUUCAACAAUCGGCUUCAUCAAUAAUUCCAACAACAACCAACGUUCAAUGGCCUAAUGGACAAGAGAAUAACCCAGUCCUUGGUGGUGGUCACCAGCGAGUCUAUCGAGGUAAACCAAUCGACCAUAACCCAAGAUUAGUUGGUCACCAUCAACAAGGUAUUCCCAUGCAAGCAUCAGCAGCACCUCCAACAAUCAGAUCACCCGUUGUCCCCAACUCAGGUGUUGUCCCAUCAAUGGCAACCUCAGGCUCACUUAAACCAGGUCACCAUCAAGCCCAACAAGGCCAACCUAAAGCUCAAAUUCAUCCCCAGUCACCCAUUUCUCAAUCUUCAUCCGUUUCAUCAUCAUCGUCGUCUUCCUCUUCAUCAACUAUUGUAUCAUCAGCGCCAUCAGUUUCUUCAUCAUCGGUAGCUCCAGUCAAUGAUCAAGCCCAAUCACAACAACAACAACAGCAACAGCAGCAGCAACAACAGCAACAACAACAGGGAUCAGCUUCAUCUGGUCAAUUAGCUGACACAAAUAUUCUUAGUUCCCAAGCUUUUAUUACUCAAUAUUUACAAGACCAUUUUGCUGCAGCUAAUCAAAAACAGUUAAAUGGUUUAAACAUUAAAGAUGACCAAGAAGCAAAUGAAUCUCAAUAUGCACCAUCCUAUUAUUAUGGCUCAGUUGCCAACAAAGGUCAACAACAACCUUCACAACAAGGGAAACAGCAUCAGUCGCAAUUAGUCUCUGGUCAAGAAAAAGGUCAAUCAGCCUCAGGCAUACCAUCAUCAUCUUCUUCAUCGUCCUCUUCAACAUCACUUGUCUCUGGUGAUCAAUCCUCGCCCAUUAGUUCGUACCAGGUAUCUUAUUCAUCUGGAGGUUAUGGGACUUCCUCUUAAAAUAGGAAGAUGAAGCGAUAUUUAAACAAUUUUAAUGAGAGACUGGAUAAAGAAAACGUUGAAAAGUAAUAUUAUGGGAACUGUCCAACGCUAUUUUUAUCAUACCUCAUCAAAAUAAUGAUAACUAUGUUAACAUUCAUCAAUUUCAUCUUCAAUUUAAUAUAUCAAAGAUUACCUUCCACUAACCAUUUUUUUAAACAACAAACAACAAAUUCCUCAUCACCUCAUCAUCAACAACAUAUUCAUCAAUCUUCUCAUUUUCAUCUCAAAUAUCAUCGACAUCAAUCUACUCUCUCGCUCUCUCUCUCUCAUCCUGAGCAAGUCAAUGAAACCAAUCUUCCUGUUAUUUACCUUAAAACUUGCUUUCAUCUCAAUCGCCACAUUAAUUGCUGGCCAAAAUUAUUUUUUUCAUUACCAAUCUAUUGACCUACAAUGAAUGGGAAAAGCAAUUGGAGCUGCAAGAAUGAGCAUGGAUACAGACCAGUUUCAGUUUACUUUGAAUCUAUCCUUUGGAGAGUGUUUAUUGACCUUUAUAACUACUAAAAAGCCCACCUAUUAAUGCUAAUUAAACCAAUUUAAUAUGAUCAACGGAGAUUAAGGAGCCACGCAACCGAUUCGCAUUUCUUUAUAUAUUUAUAUUUUGAUACUUUCCUUGGCUCAUCUUAAUUUUUUGUUUCGAUCCUGUCUUCCGUCCAUUAUAAUUUUAAUUUUAUACUAAGCUGACCAAUUAAUUCUUAAUUAUGUCCUGUUUUUUCAAUAAUUUAAGACAACGAAAUCAACUGUUAUGAAGUUUUGUAACAAAAGGGUUUUCUGUAAUUCUCAUUUAGUGUUACCGCCAUGUAUUACCUAAAAAGAUUUGAUAAUUGCCAAGCCAUUUUUGUCUUGAUCAGACAGAAUAGUGAUUCCUAUUGUUGGUAUUGCUGUUGAACAGCUAAACAAUAAUGUUGAUAAUACACGAAUUUUUGGAUACAAAAAUAUUGGACGAUUAUCUUCCAGGAAUCUGCAAAUCUUAAAAUUCAAACGGAUUGGCUUAUUUAUCAUAAUAUUAUAUUUAUGCAUUCUUUUAAUUUUGUUUGAAAACAAAAUUAAUUGGAGAGGCAAGACUAAAUGAUAACACUGCAGAUUGUUAAAAUUUAAUUUCAUGGCUAUUUUAUAAAUCAAAUAAUGUUAUUUGUUCAAUCAAUUUACAUUCUAAUUGCUGCAUUGUUCUGUUUGAAUCAUUUGUAUUCAAAAUUAAGUAAAAUGAAAAAACAGACAAUGUGGAUACACUGUAGCGACUUUUUCUCGCCUAUUUAUCAAAUAAAAUAUUUCUUUUAAAUUA
Tetranychus urticae (two-spotted spider mite) is the source of this 3445-nucleotide messenger RNA. RefSeq lists its product as uncharacterized. NCBI's taxonomy places the organism in Eukaryota, Metazoa, Arthropoda, Arachnida, Trombidiformes, Tetranychidae. The record is from RefSeq and is a predicted model, not a curated record.